AUGGCCGCUGAGUCACUGCCUUUCUCCUUCGGGACACUGUCCAGCUGGGAGCUGGAAGCCUGGUAUGAGGACCUGCAAGAGGUCCUGUCUUCAGAUGAAAAUGGAGGUACCUGUGUCUCACCUCCUGGAAAUGAAGAGGAAGAAUCAAAAACCUUCACCACUCUUGACCCUGCCUCUCUUGCUUGGCUGACCUCUGAGGAGGAGCCAGGACCAGCAGAGGUCACAAGCACCUCCCAGAGCCCCUGCUCUCCAGAUUCCAGUCAGAGAUCCCUGGCUCAGGAGGAAGAGGAGGAAGACCAAGGGAGAAACAGGAAACGGAAACAGAGUGGCCACUUGCCAGCCCGGGCUGGAAAGCAACGCAUGAAGGAGAAAGAACAGGAGAAUGAAAGGAAAGUGGCACAGUUAGCUGAAGAGAAUAAGCGGCUCAAGCAGGAAAUCGAGCGCCUGACCAGGGAAGUAGAGGUGACCAGGCGAGCUCUGAUUGACCGAAUGGUGAAUCUGCACCAAGCAUGA
Callithrix jacchus (white-tufted-ear marmoset) is the source of this 513-nucleotide messenger RNA. RefSeq names its product DNA damage-inducible transcript 3 protein. Gene Ontology annotation, cellular component: CHOP-ATF3 complex; CHOP-ATF4 complex; cytoplasm. NCBI's taxonomy places the organism in Eukaryota, Metazoa, Chordata, Mammalia, Primates, Cebidae. The record is from RefSeq and is a predicted model, not a curated record. Gene Ontology annotation, molecular function: transcription factor binding; protein heterodimerization activity; DNA-binding transcription activator activity, RNA polymerase II-specific. Gene Ontology annotation, biological process: ER overload response; negative regulation of transcription by RNA polymerase II; intrinsic apoptotic signaling pathway in response to endoplasmic reticulum stress.